Carya illinoinensis is the source of this 872-nucleotide messenger RNA. RefSeq lists its product as uncharacterized. The record is from RefSeq and is a predicted model, not a curated record. NCBI's taxonomy places the organism in Eukaryota, Viridiplantae, Streptophyta, Magnoliopsida, Fagales, Juglandaceae. The coding region runs from base 57 to 545 and encodes 162 amino acids. The transcript has a single exon.
CUCUGGAAUCAUUUUAAAAGCAAACCACGUAUCAGUGCUUUUGACAGGGAAAAAAAAUGGAUAAUCAAUCCAAAACCACUACAAGGAGCAAGAGCUCGUUCAGGUACUGUCAAUAUGAGGAAGACAGGGACUCACCAGGAGAUGCUCGGAACGUUCUCAUAGUAGUUGCCACUCUGAUUGCUGCAGUGGCCUUUCAAGCUGGGGUGAACCCUCCUGGGGGAGUUUGGCAGGAUGAUAAAGAUGGACACAAAGCUGGGAGGGCCAUUUAUGCAACUGAAAAAGAAGCUUAUUAUGUUUUCUUGAUUUCCAACACUUUGGCCCUUUCAUCUUCAGUCUUGGUCAUCAUGUACUUAACAUACAGGUUUCCUUUCCAUCUUGAAGUGUUGGUUGCCACGGCGUCUAUGAUUGUAACAUAUGGGUCUGCUGUAUUCGCUGUCACUCCCAAGGAAUCCGUGAGGUUUCGCUAUAUUCUGAUCGCUGCUGUUGUUCCUUUUGCAAUGAGGCUUUUGAUCCGAGUGUUCGUCAAGUUUAGAAGCAAAUCAUGAACAGUUCAGGACGUUUAGAAUCUUAAGUAGAUGUUCAACAUCGAUCUCGGGUUUUUUUAUGUCCAGUCCAGGCUUUAUUAAGUAUUUAUUAAGUAUAUUCAUGUCUUCUCUCUCUCUCUCUCUCUCUCUCUCUCUCUCUCUCUCUCUCUCUCUCUCUCUCUCUCUCUCUCUCUCUCUCUCUCUGUGUUCUUGUUUGGAGGAGUUUAGUACGAGUCCUGUGAUUAUCAAAUUAGUAUUAUAGCUAGUAUUGUUCAUGUUGAUUACUCUGUACUCGUAUCAUAUCCGUGUAAUGUUUAAUAAAACUUGAUUACAUGUAUCUUUCUGCAA